AUGCUUCCCAGUGUUAUUGGUUCGUCCAUUGAAAAUUGCUCAUCCCUGAUUUCCAAGUGUAUCACUGCGAAAAGCCUGAAGCUUGGCAAUGCCGUGCACUCUCACCUAAUCAAAACCGCGCUUUUCUUCGACCCUUUCAUUGCCAAUGGUCUCAUAGACGCGUAUUCCAAGUGCGGCUGCGUAGAAAGUACCGACAAGGCAUUUGGUGAUUUUCCCAACAAGACCACGCGUUCGUGGAACACGCUGCUCUCGUUUUACUCGAAAUUAGGUCUUUUCGAUAAGGCUUAUAACCUGUUCGAUAAAAUGCCUCAACGGAACCUCGUCAGCUAUAACUCGCUCAUCUCCGGUUCCACGCGCCACGGGUUUCACAAAGAAUCGGUUAAGCUGUUUCGGGUAAUGCAAAAAAGUUCUGAUCGCUUGAUGUUAGACGAGUUCACGCUUGUUAGCGUAGUUGGAAGCUGUGCUUGUUUGGGUAACGUUAAAUGGUUGCGUCAGGUUCAUGGGGUGGCUUUUAUAGUUGGCAUGGAGUGGAAUGUGAUUCUUAACAACGCUUUAAUUGAUGCUUAUGGAAAAUGUGGGGAACCAAAUUUGUCGUGUUCAGUGUUUUGUUGGAUGCCAGAGAGAAAUGUUGUGUCUUGGACAUCAAUGGUUGUGGCUUGGACUAAGGCAUCAAGAUUGGAUGAGGCUUGCAGGAUAUUUAACGAUAUGCCAGUUAAGAACACAGUUUCUUGGACUGCUUUGAUCACGGGUUUUGCAAGAAAUGGGCAAUGUAAUGAAGCUUUGGAUCUUUUUAGGCAAAUGCUGGAAGAGGGGGUAAGGCCUAGUGCUCCAACUUUUGUCAUUGUUCUAGAUGCUUGUGCAGAUGAGGCUCUUAUAGGAAGAGGUAAACAGGUGCACGGUCAUAUUAUCAGAGGUAGCAAUAGUGACAACUUGUUUAAUGUGUACAUAUGUAAUGCUUUAAUUGACAUGUAUGGAAAGUGUGGAGAUAUGAAAUCAGCUGAAAAUUUGUUUGAGAUGACAACUAUGAGGGAUGUAGUAACUUGGAAUACAUUAAUAACUGGGUUUGCACAAAAUGGUCAUGGGAAGGAUUCACUAGCAGUCUUUAGAAGGAUGAUAGAAGCCAAUGUAGAGCCUAAUCAUGUGACAUUUCUUGGGAUGCUAUCUGCUUGUAGCCAUGCAGGUUUAGAUAAUGAAGGGUUAGAAUUGCUGGAAUUGAUGGAAAGGCAAUAUGGACUCAAGCCUAAACCUGAUCAUUAUGCUUUAUUAGUUGAUUUGCUUGGGAGGAAAAACAGACUCAAGGAAGCCAUGGUUUUAAUUGAGAAAGUGCCUAAUGGAAUUAGGAAUCACAUUGCUAUGUGGGGUGCUGUCUUGGGUGCUUGUCGAGUUCACGGGAACUCGGACCUUGCUAGCAGGGCUGCAGAAGCUUUGUUCGAGUUAGAACCAGAAAAUACGGCUAGAUAUGUUAUGCUAUCGAACAUUUAUGCUGCAUCUGGCAAAUGGGUUGAUGCCAAUAGAAUUAGAACAGUUAUGAAGGAGAGAGGUUUGAAGAAAGAACCAGCUUGUAGUUGGAUUGAGUUAAGGAAUGCAAGACAUGAGUUUGUAGCCAAAGACAAGCUCCAUCCACAGAUUGGAGAGAUACAUGAAGUAAAUAGUAAACUAGUUGAUCAUCUGAAGGAUGCUAUAUAUCAUAUUGAUCUUCCUGAUGAGGAUGGUGGUUAGG
Molecule: messenger RNA, 1720 nt
Organism: Gastrolobium bilobum
Lineage: Eukaryota; Viridiplantae; Streptophyta; Magnoliopsida; Fabales; Fabaceae
Product: pentatricopeptide repeat-containing protein At2g21090-like
Exons: 1
Coding region: 1-1719 (572 amino acids)
Biological process (GO): RNA modification
Molecular function (GO): RNA binding; protein binding
Source: RefSeq, a predicted model, not a curated record